Molecule: messenger RNA, 2924 nt
Organism: Solanum verrucosum
Lineage: Eukaryota; Viridiplantae; Streptophyta; Magnoliopsida; Solanales; Solanaceae
Exons: 9
Coding region: 182-2602 (806 amino acids)
Biological process (GO): regulation of mRNA splicing, via spliceosome
Cellular component (GO): nucleus
Molecular function (GO): mRNA binding
Source: RefSeq, a predicted model, not a curated record
GACCAAUAGAAUCAUAAACCCUCUUCCAUUAACCCCAAAAAACCCAAAGUUCUUUGCUCGUUACUCAUCAAUCAUUCAAGCUUCAAUUCUCAUACAAGAUUCUUCCGAAAUCCUCAGAGUACAUUUCUAGCGAUUCUCUCGGUGUUAAUAUACCGAGUACUGGGUGUUCUUAAAAGUAAACAUGAGCACAAAACUUGAGCAGGCAUCUAGCCACAUUCAGACGGCUGCUUCAUCUGCAACACCAUUGAGUGGCCCAAAGAUCUCUAUGUUUGCCAAUAAAACUGGAUUUGUGAUACCAAAAAACAAGUUAGCAGGUUCAUUGGUUCCGGUAUUUCGAGUAGGAAAAAAAGGAGCUAGUGAUUCUGUAAAUGAAGAUAGCACUAAACAGGUGCAAAGGAAAACCAAAUGGGGUCCUGAUCUCACACAGGAUACUACUGUCAGAAAAGCAAGAGCAUUGGCAUAUCAGAGUCGUGUGGAUCAAAUAACACAACUACUGAAUUCUAGGAGUUUGGAGGGAGAAGGCAGCAAAGACUCAUUAUUAGCCUCUCCUGCUAAAGAUCACGAGUCUUCAGAUCAUCAACCUAAUGAUGAGAAUGUGAGAUCACUGGAACUUGAAAGACGGGAAAUCAUUGGGGAGAUUCUAAAACUGAAUCCCAGUUAUAAGCCACCUGCUGGUUAUAAGCCUGUACCAAAGGAGGCAAAAAUUCCAGUACCUAUCAAAGAACAUCCCGGGUACAAUUUCAUUGGUUUGAUUUUUGGUCCUGCUCAUAAGCAACUGGAAAAGGAAACUGGAGCUCAAGUAAAGGUUUAUGUUAUUAAAGCAGAUACUGGAGAGAAGGUAGAAGUUACUUCUGGUGAAAAUGACUCUGGUGCUUAUGAGGAAAUGCAUGUCCAAGUAUCAGCGGAGACAUAUGAAAAGGUUGAUGCUGCAGUUGCUUUAAUUGAACUUCUGGUUACCCCAGCUUCAAUGACUCCUGCGGCCACAACCACAAAAGCCUCAGGUGAUGGAGAAACUAUUUCCGUUGAAGCAACACCUGGCCCGACUCCUCCUCCUGUAGUAAAUCAAGGGAUGGCUCAACCAGGUUUUGGAGCACAACCUGCUCAACUUCAAAGUCAUUUUCAGCCAUACCAAGGGCAGUGGUUUCCUGGACCGACAUCUCAGAAUCCUGUACCUCGAUUUCCAGGACCCGCUAACUCCGGGAUUUCUUCAGCAUCCCUGGUCAGCAACACUCACCAAGUAUCACCGUCACCUACCAACUUGUCAAAUACAUCCUCACCCUUUGGUCCGCCACAUGGUAUGCAAGAUGGCUUUGGUUCAGUUCCUCGAAACCCUUUUGUUCACUCUAGCCCACAGGCACCACUAAUGCAGCAGCCAUAUAUGCCUUCCUCUCAUUUUGGACAAAUUGGUGGACUUAGACAUCCUAUACCAUCUUUAGGGUCUACACCACCUCAAUCCAAUAUGACUCUGCCUCAAUUUUCUCAGGGCCAACCGAGUCCAACAGGGUUUCCGCAAGUUGUCAGACCAGUAAUGUCUGCAUUACCUCAGUCUGUCCCUCCUACAGCAUAUCCAGACCGACCAUUGACCCCAGCUGGAAACUCCCCUGGAUGGUCACAGUCACCAUGGAACAACCAGACAGGUCAAGGUCCAAGCAACAUGAUUGCCAUGGCUCCCCCCACAGUUUCCCCUCAAGGAAGUCAUCAUCUUGCUUCACGCCCAAUGGGUGUCUCUGCAGCUCCGCAUAUAGAUGUUUUCCAGGGCCAUAAUUUAGCACCCCAAUCAUCUGGACCAUCUCCAUCAGCACAUAUGCCUCCUCCAUUGCGUCCAUCUUCAGGAUCUACCCCUGCACAUUUCUUGAACCACUCUGUGUCUAGUGGACAACCAAUCAAUCCAAAUCUCUCACCUAAUCCAGUUCCUGUAAGUUCUCUUAAUAUUAAUUCUAUGAGACCUACUUCCUUUGUAACUCCAAAUCCACUGCAGCCCAAUAGCGAUUUUACAUUCCAGCCUCACCAUUCACAGAAUCCAGCAGCUUCCAGGCUAAUUAGUCAAUUUGGAUCUCAGGAACUUUCACCUUCAAACCAAAUGAUGCGCCCUCAUCUACGACCAGCAAUAGACAAUCCAAAUCCCCCACUUGUCAUUCAAGGAUUUCAAAGACCCCAAUUAAGCAAUCAGAUUAGUCAGCCAGGACCACCUAUGUCACUUGACUUUGCUCGAGGACCUGCUGGCCCUCUCCCUCAAUUUAGGCAUCCGACAUUUUCAAAUCAGGGUAUAGCUUCACCUACUGUCCCUCAAAUGCAACCUAUGAACUUUAGGCCAGCUCCAAAUCAUGUAGGUUCCUUCCCUCCUAGAGUGAACUCCAUGCCUCUUCAGCAAAAUAAUCCAAAUGCCAUGCUUAGACCACAGAACUUUGAGGCUCCCAACAAUGUCUUCUUCCGUCAUGGUAGGCCUGCCUCUGGCUCCUCUGGAGCACAUCAAAUAUAUGACCCCUUCUCGCCCACAUCUGUCCCUCGACAUCCUCAUCCUGGUGGUAAUCCAGCAAUGGCAGAAAAACAAGAGAACGAUCCUGAAUAUGAAGACUUGAUGGCCUCUGUUGGAGUUAAAUGAUUCAAACUAUAGACCUUCAUGUUGAUCCCACCCCCCACCCCCCACCCCCUCUAAAGCCUUAAAGUAAAAUUCUAUGCUAUCCAUGCAUCAGUGAUAAUGCUUAAUAUGCAAUUUUUCUUAUUGGGGGUCAUAGAGACAGUAACCAACCCCUUCAAUUCUCCUUGUAUUGCAGAAAAUGCUUUCUGAUAGAUAUAUAUUACUGGAAAAGCAAUGUAUUUAGGAUAUGCAUAUACUUGCUUGGUGCCUACUUGUUGAAGGAAUGUGGGGUGGGUAGGGAAUGGUGCACUAGCACAGUAAGUACUAAUGCACUGAUUAACAUAGA